GACCUCAAAAUCCUCUCUCCCAUGCUUGCGACCCCAACCCCCAACCCGUUGCCGGAGGCGCCCAGUCUCCCCAAACCACCCCCUCCGCCUGACAUAUUAGCAAUUUUUCCGGAGGAAAGACAAGCAGCUCGGUCAGCACCGACUCAUGGCACCGAUGAGGUGCCAUCCAGCCAGCCCCACGGCUCCACAGACCCACCAAAGUCGUUCCGGGACAGUCUUCUCGAUGGCUUGGCAAAUAAAACGCCACCGCUGGUAUCAUAUGAGGAAUUAGUAGAAGCAAACCUUGCUGUGGAUUCUCCUAUGGCUGACGAUGGGGCAGAUCCACCGCAAGUAAAGGUUCCUAGAGUGAAAAUCCCCAAGGCUAUUUGGCAGCGCCUAUGUGUACCAUGGAAGAAUGCAGUUAUUAUAAAGCUUUUGGGGAAAUCAAUCAAUUUUCGCAUUCUACAUGCUAGAUUAUUGAAAGAAUGGAGAACAGAACAAGAAUAUGAGGUCAUCGAUGUUGGUAUGGGAUAUUUCAUUGUACGAUUUGCCACGCCGGAAGACUGCUCCAGAAUCUUAACAGGAGGCCCAUAUAAAUUUUUUGACCACUACUUGGCCAUCCAGCCAUGGGAACCAAGCUUCCAUCCGGCGAGAGAGAAAGCCCCGAAGACUGCAGUUUGGGUUAAGUUGCAUGGCGUGCCAUCAAUGUGUUUUCAUGAAGCCAUUGUCCUGUACCUCGCCAGUAAAUUGGGCAAGCCAAUUAAAGUGGAUAGCAUUACCCUGUUGGGCAUGAGGGAGAAAUUCGCUAGAGUUUGUGUGGAAGUUGACCUUAGUCAGAAGCUACCAUCAACAUUCGACUUGGAUCUGGAGGAGUUACCCCAAACCAUGGUUUUGGUACAGUAUGAAGGCUUACAUAGGAUUUGUUUUCAUUAUGGAGAAUUUGGUCACACAGAAGACUAUUGUCAUUACAAGCAUCCAGGAAAGACAAUCUCCACAGGGAAUCCAAAUGCCCAAGCAAUGAUCGAACUCACCCAAGCUUUAAAGCCGAAUAUGGCUGAGAACAACAUGGAGCCGACAAGGAACAGGAAGCCUGAUCAGCCCACUAAAGUUUCGGCCUCUUUGCAAGCUAUCCUGAGAAUCAUGGUGAAACCAAGGGGAGUGGAGAAUGGUAAUGGGGCAAAAUUCUCACAACAGAAUCGCUUUGCAAUUAUGGAGGAUUUGAUGGAUGAGGAAACCGAUCUCAUAGGAGCAAUUAAAGGGAAGGAGGUGAUAGAGGUGGGAAACUUCGGAAAUUCAAGUGGAGACUCACUUGCAAUGGACAUCACCCAUUCCCCAAUCCUUGAAGCCCAGUUGUCUAGCCCAACCCACCAAGAGGUUAGUAAAUCGACUGCUCUCCCCCCAAUUCCACCGCCAACCCCAAAUAGUUGCUCUGUUAAACCUAAAUCAAAGCCGUCUAAAAAGAAGACCAAGACACUAGGCCCAGUUCCUAAAGAAAGCAAAACUAGUGCUCCAAAGCCUUACGACCCACUGAUAGUAUCUAAGAAGCAAUCUGACUCCUCCCUGGUGCCACCAUCCACCCUACCACCAACAGGAAGUUCUUCUAAUGUUUCCAUCGGACAAGCUACACCUACUACGCCAUCACCGACACAACAAGCUGCCACUACAUUACAGAUGUUGCCUUCAAUCCAAGUUGCCCCAAUGAGUCUCCUUGAGACUCCAUCCACUCCAAACUUGUCCCAAGCAGGGAAGCCAUCCUUAACAUUGAGGCCAGACCAAAAUCUAGUGGCUAAUCAUACAUCACAACUAACUAGACAAGUGCUUCCUAUGGUUGCAACCCAGGACUCAGUUGCCACACCCUUUGCACCAUCUCAAUGAAGAUCGUGACAUGGAAUAGUAGGGGGGGUUUAGCAUGGCCCUUUUCGAAAAGAGUGUCAAGAAUUGAUUAAGAUGAACCAUCAAGACAUUAUCUGCUUCCUUGAAACUAAGACGGACUCAGCCACUAAUGCACUUAAGUUUCUAUAAAGAUUCGGGUUUAAUAAGGAUUAUCAAGUUCC
Messenger RNA from Rubroshorea leprosula, 2033 nucleotides. NCBI's taxonomy places the organism in Eukaryota, Viridiplantae, Streptophyta, Magnoliopsida, Malvales, Dipterocarpaceae. The record is from the annotation of a GenBank genome assembly.